CAGUUCGCGCCGGAGCUCAGUCGCCGGUGUGGCGCGGGCGCGCGGCGGCGGCUGCAGGCAUGGACGACGAGGAGGAGACCUACCGGCUGUGGAAGAUCCGUAAGACCAUCAUGCAGUUGUGCCACGACCGUGGCUACCUGGUGACUCAGGACGAGCUGGACCAGACCCUGGAGGAGUUCAAGGCGCAGUUCGGGGACAAGCCCAGCGAGGGGCGGCCGCGGCGCACGGACCUGACCGUGCUGGUGGCCCACAACGACGACCCCACCGACCAGAUGUUUGUCUUCUUCCCUGAGGAGCCCAAGGUGGGCAUCAAGACCAUCAAGGUGUACUGCCAGCGCAUGCAGGAGGAGAACAUCACGCGCGCCCUCAUCGUGGUGCAGCAGGGCAUGACGCCCUCGGCCAAGCAGUCGCUGGUGGACAUGGCCCCCAAGUACGUCCUGGAACAGUUCCUGCAGCAGGAGCUGCUCAUCAACAUCACGGAGCACGAGCUGGUCCCAGAGCACGUGGUCAUGACCAAGGAGGAGGUGACGGAGCUGCUGGCUCGAUAUAAGCUAAGGGAGAACCAACUGCCCCGGAUCCAGGCCGGGGACCCCGUUGCGCGCUACUUCGGCAUAAAGCGAGGACAGGUGGUCAAGAUCAUCCGGCCCAGCGAGACCGCGGGCAGGUACAUCACCUACCGGCUGGUGCAGUAGCGGCUGCUGGCAGAUGGACGAGGACGGACGCCGCCCUGCCCGGGGCCCUGCUGUCCCGAUCACCGCCCGGUGGGCAGCCCCUGCCUGUUUCCCUCUGUGCAGUGGAGGCUCUCGGCCUGGCCUGCUCGACUCGGAAGGGCCAGGACCUGCCCCGAGCCCCAGCCCCGCCCGCCCGGCUCCCCUGGACGUGGGUGCUGUGAGCUCCGUGGGCUCCGGGUGACAGCGUGGGCAGCGUUCGCGGUCGGCGUGGGGCGCGGCCAGCUCAGGGGCCGGGGUUCUGUGUGAAUAAACAUUCUCGACUGGAA
Messenger RNA from Lepus europaeus (European hare), 997 nucleotides. RefSeq names its product RNA polymerase II, I and III subunit E (gene POLR2E). The record is from RefSeq and is a predicted model, not a curated record. Bases 60 to 692 code for a protein of 210 amino acids. Lineage: Eukaryota; Metazoa; Chordata; Mammalia; Lagomorpha; Leporidae. The transcript has 8 exons. Gene Ontology annotation, cellular component: RNA polymerase III complex; RNA polymerase II, core complex; RNA polymerase I complex. Gene Ontology annotation, molecular function: DNA-directed RNA polymerase activity; DNA binding. Gene Ontology annotation, biological process: DNA-templated transcription.